CUGGGUUCAUAGACUGCCCAGAGAUAAUAGGAGUCAACGAGGGGAUAAGUAGUAUAAGUUUUUAUUUUGUGUUUACUUUUAAUUAUUGUGUCUUGGAUUUUAUAUAGCAUGGGAUAGAAGUCCAGUGUAUAGUACUCUGCUGCUGAGCGAUUACACUGGGGAAAGAGAUAGAAAUUAAAUAUUUGUUAAGUAUUCACGUUCUGCCAUUUUUAUGUACUUUAUGUGCCAUAUCACAUUUAAGCCUCCUAACAGUUCUCUGAGUAAAGAGAAGGAUCGAUUAAAACCUAAAAAGAAAGAAAAGAAAGAUCCCAGUGCACUCAAGGAAAGAGAAGUCCCCCAACACCCCUCCUGCCUAUUCUUCCAGUAUAACACACAGCUGGGCCCACCUUACCACAUCCUGGUUGAUACCAACUUUAUCAACUUUUCCAUUAAAGCCAAACUGGACUUAGUGCAGUCAAUGAUGGACUGUCUGUAUGCCAAGUGUAUCCCUUGUAUAACUGACUGUGUAAUGGCUGAAAUUGAGAAAUUGGGGCAAAAGUAUCGAGUGGCUCUAAGGAUCGCCAAAGACCCAAGAUUUGAACGUUUACCUUGCACACACAAAGGAACCUAUGCAGAUGACUGCUUAGUACAGAGAGUGACUCAGGAAUUUGGUUCCUCUUCACCAUGCCUACCUGUAGCCCAGAAGUAUUUCUCAGUUACAGUCAAGUCUUUCAGGGGGCUGUCUCACAGGUAUCCUGCAAUAAGUAGGUUUUUGAUUCUUCCUUUCUGGCUUCCUUAUCAAGCACCACACGAACUUCUGCUACUGAUUGCUCUGACAAGAGCCUCUUUACCAAGGAUACUCAUCUUCUGGUGACCACACUGCUAUCCUUCAGGCACUCCAUUGCUUUGGUGGGGCUGGCAUUUUCCUUAGUGUCCUGCAGGACAGCUGACACCAGGCUGCAAUUCUCUAAAACUCAAAAGGAGAUUUGGUAUGAUGGAAGUAAAGUAUGGCACAAAAGGUUUCCAACUGGUAGCCAAAUGUUACUGCUUUCAGAGCUGCUAGGCUCAACCUGUCCUGGAAAUCUUUACUGGGUUUGUGGCAGGAGGUAGCAUAUCUUCAUCAGUAGGAGGCCUCAGAGUAGGCCCAAUCUCUGAGACCCCAGGAAAAGCAAAAGCGGUAUCCUCCAAACUAAGGCAGUUCAGAGUACCUCAGGGUGUUUUCCCAGAACCAAGGAAUUGUCUGCCUCAAAUGUGAAAGUCCUUUCCACUUAGGAGACAGAAAAACAAUUUGCAGCUUUUAGUUUUUCUCUCUUCUCCCUCUCAAGAUUCUUCAAGCUUCAUUCAGGCCAGGUAGUUUGUUAUAUAUUUUAUAAAUAUUAGCUCCUAGAUCACAGUAGCUACUGAACAAAUUGUUACAGCCCUUCCUUUGUUAUUUACUGUGAAAAUUAAUAAUUCUUCACACUAGCCAGUGGUUGUCCCAUUAUCCAGUAUCACU
Messenger RNA from Manis javanica (Malayan pangolin), 1474 nucleotides. It is a transcript of the gene FCF1, whose product is annotated as FCF1 rRNA-processing protein. Lineage: Eukaryota; Metazoa; Chordata; Mammalia; Pholidota; Manidae. Gene Ontology annotation, cellular component: small-subunit processome. The record is from RefSeq and is a predicted model, not a curated record.